UUCAUAUCAGAGGAAAGCAACCACAUUUAGAACCAGAACGCGGUAUCAGAACAUCGCUUAUUACUGUAAAAUAUCGGUCUCCUAUAAAGAAGCAUCAUCUUCGGAAAACAUGAAGAUUUUCAUUCUUCUCAGCUUUAUCACCUUAGCUUCUGCCGCCACUGACCCUGAAUGUAGCAGCCACGAUCACGAUAUUUACGGGUGUUCCGGAGAAUGUAUCACUACGGGAUCCUGCCCAGCUGGUAAAUACCAGAGUAACCUCUGUCCUACCCAACCCAACGAUGUCAAAUGCUGCUUUACAGCGGAUACUGAUUCGGAGUGUGCCGAAUACAACCACGCGACAUAUGGCCAGGUGGGGAAGUGCGUAGCCACUUCUCAGUGCCCUUAUAACAACUACAUAUCCAACCUGUGUCCAUCCAAGGCAGCCGAUGUCAAGUGCUGCUUCAGCAAACCUUCAGGAACAUGCGGCGGUGGAGGAGGAGGAACUCGACAGGACUUAGCCUGUGAAAUAUUGAACCACCCAGGAGUAGAUCUCUUAUCUAAUAAUGGUUACCUCAACCCUGACGGAUGGAAUGAUGGAGCAGAUGCUUUAUCUAACAUCAGAGAUACCUGUAAUGGUGGCGCUGCUAAAAGAUCAACGUACUGUUGUAGCUCUGGAUGCUGCCCCGGGGGUUCUGUGUAUCUUUCAACUAGUGUUCUCAGUUACAUCUUAGACUUACUCAACAAUGGCUACAAUCUUCAGGUCAACACACUUGCUGGAGCGUGUCACUCUCAAAACUCUUGGCAUUAUUCCGGUACAGCAGUGGACUUCCAGAUUUUUUCUGGCAGUCCUUAUUCAACUUGGAUGAGCUAUUGUUCCGCCCAUGGAGCUCGAGAGAACCUAGGUCCGGGUUACCCCGGGCAUGACACUCAUACCCACUGCGCCUUCUCAUCAUAAAAUGGGCAGAGGCCUGGCAAAGACCUUCACGGACGUCUAAAAAAAUCUAAAAAUAUAAUCACGGAUACGAUCAUGUUCAUGAUAAUGCUUAACUAUUCAGUCGUAUUAGAAAAUUAAUGGAAAAUAAUUCAUAUCACCUUUAUUCAAAAUGAUCAUCAUGAUCAAAGAAUAUAUCUCCUGUGAUCAUGGUGAUAGUUAUUAUCAAUCCUUGUCAAUUAUUCAAAUGUGUUCUAUCUUGGUUGGUAUUUCUUGUACCAAAAUCGUUUUCCAGUGAAGGAUGUACGUUUUAAUUAUCAUUGUUUAAUUUUAGGUAGUCCUGAUUAUGCUUAUUCAGAAUAAAUGUUUGAAAUGAUGAAUGUAAAGGGGUUGCUCAGUGCUCAAGUCAAAAGCUCAUAGUCUUAUAUGAAUUAUCAAUGACCUCUUUUUCCCAUUUUAGGGCAUUUACAUUAUCUCGGUUUUUUUUUCAGAGGGUUGUGUAGGCCUAAUACCCUGUAUACCAAAAGAAUUCAUCCUCCAGAUUGCAUUGAUCAAGGACUGUCAAGUAAUUUUAUAAUAUAAGAUUGCAAGAUUUUAUUGAUUCUAUCGACCCCCUCUCGGGGAAUGAGAGUAAGAACAUAACAUGAAUACAACAACAUAAAUGAUAAUGUAUACAUGUACGCCCUGGACCUGUGAAAAUAAAAGAUAACAUAUUUACAAAUUUGACGUUUGACUAUAAUACUUUUCUACUAUGUGUACACAUAUUCUCAUCUACUUUACUUCUUUAAAACUACUGUCUGUCUUCUUUGG
Lytechinus variegatus (green sea urchin) is the source of this 1720-nucleotide messenger RNA. RefSeq lists its product as uncharacterized. The record is from RefSeq and is a predicted model, not a curated record. Bases 110 to 934 code for a protein of 274 amino acids. Lineage: Eukaryota; Metazoa; Echinodermata; Echinoidea; Temnopleuroida; Toxopneustidae. The transcript is spliced from 6 exons.